Molecule: messenger RNA, 1083 nt
Organism: Tremella mesenterica DSM 1558
Lineage: Eukaryota; Fungi; Basidiomycota; Tremellomycetes; Tremellales; Tremellaceae
Exons: 8
Coding region: 65-1033 (322 amino acids)
Cellular component (GO): membrane
Molecular function (GO): serine-type endopeptidase activity
Source: RefSeq, a predicted model, not a curated record
CAGCAGGUACCGUACUCUAUACAUAAUUGGAUAGUAGUAUUGUGCGAAUAGCAAGACUCAAACUAUGUCUUUUCGGAUCCCCAUAGGACUUUCACUCUCGACUUUAAGACCUCGCCCAUCGAUCCCUACCUCUUUCCUCGCCAAGUCUUCUCGGUCUAUCCCUCUUCGACAUGUCUCCCUACUUUCUCGUCCACCUUCAAUACGGCCUUCCAACCCGCACCUACUGGUACCUUGUCUACCACGGUCUUUAUCAUCUAGACCACUUUCACUGCCAACUCAAAGAUACCUCAGUACCUCUCCCUCCACCCGAGUACGCCAGACUUACUUUCCCCGGACACCUCGACCUCCACCAGGCUUCAUCCGAAGAUUUUUAAGAAGGUUGGAUUCUUAUCCUUCAAUAUGGAUAAUAUAUGGGAUAAUCGGUUUGAAUGUUGGCGUGUUCCUUCUUUGGCAAUACGCCUGGCAGAGUUAUACACAAUUCCGAGAUCCUAGUCUUUAUCUGUGGAUGAAUAGAAACUUUGUGAUGAGUGAAGCGAACAUCAUGGCUGGAAGAAUAUGGACUUUAAUCACAUCGUCGUUCUCCCAUUCCUCCGGUCAACACAUAUUCAUCAACUGUCUCGGGCUAUAUUUCAUGGCUCCUCUCGCUGCGUCCCUCAUAGGGAGCUCCGCUUUCAUCGGCCUUUACCUCAGCGGUGGGGUAGUUGCUGCGAUUACAUCUCUUAUUUGGCACCGAUCCGUGGGCGUAAGGGAUAAUAAGCGUUGGGUAGGGUCAGAAGGUGCCAGUGGGGCCAUCUACACUUCCUUGGCAUUCUAUGGAGCUUUGUUUCCCCAGACCACAUUCUUGUUCUUCUUCAUCGUUCCGAUGCCGGCUUGGGUGAUGCUUGGCGGGAUCUUUGUAUACGACCUCUACAGCGCUACCUACCGUCCAAUGUCCGGCACAGAUUCUGCCGCUCAUGUCGGUGGAAUCCUUGCUGGUUUGAGCGCAGCGUGGGCUGUCAGACGCCGAGGACCUGGUGCUCUCCGGCGGUGGUAGGUAGGUUGCAGAUUUGGGCCUUGAAUCAUUUAUUUCUCUGUCAAAUGCCG